AUGGCAGAAGUUAACAAAAAUUGCUUUCUUCUCUUCUUUUUUGUAUCAUUUGUUGUAAUCAUCCCAACCCUUCAUGCCAACAUUGCUGAAUACGAUGAUUACUGGAAGCAAAGAGCUGCCCAAGCCGAAAAAGACAACCAUGAAGCCUAUAAUCCUGAUCCUGAGGAAGUCACAAAUAGCUUCAACUCUCAUGUCAACAAGGCUUUGGAUGGCGCUAACAGCACAAGAAGACAAUUGAAAAAGUAUAAAGGCCCAUGCGUGGCCACCAAUCCUAUUGAUCGAUGCUGGAGGUGCGACCCCGAAUGGUACAAUCACCGCAAGAGGCUAACUAAAUGUGUCCUUGGCUUUGGCCACAAGACUAUUGGUGGAAAAAAGGGAAAGUACUAUGUGGUCACAGAUUCCUCAGACGGUGACAUGGUCAAUCCCAAACCUGGGACUCUCAGACAUGCUGUGAUUCAAAAGAAGCCCCUCUGGAUUGUGUUUGCACGCAGCAUGGUCAUUAGGCUUAAUCAGGAGCUAAUCAUGACUGGACACAAAACCAUUGAUGGUAGGGGAGCUAAUGUUCGUAUUGCUUAUGGUGCUGGCAUUACUCUCCAAUUUGUCAAGAAUGUGAUCAUCCAUAACAUCCAUAUCCAUAACAUUGUUGCUGGAAGUGGUGGAACUAUUAGGGAUAGUAUUGACCACGUUGGUUUUAGGACCCCUAGUGAUGGUGAUGGUAUCUCUAUCUUUGGCUCAUCCAAAAUCUGGAUCGACCAUGUUUCCAUGUCUAAUUGCCAAGAUGGUCUCAUUGAUGCCAUCAUGGGUUCAACUGCUAUUACCAUCUCCAAUUGCCAUUUCACCCACCACAAUGAGGUGAUGUUGUUUGGAGCAAGCGAUAGCUUCUCUGGCGACAAGAUAAUGCAAAUUACAGUUGCCUUCAACCAUUUCGGCCGGGGAUUGGUGCAGCGGAUGCCAAGGUGCCGAUGGGGAUUCGUCCAUGUGGUUAACAAUGAUUACACUCACUGGCUCAUGUAUGCCAUUGGUGGUAGCAGCAGUCCUACUAUUAUCAGUCAGGGUAAUCGAUUCAUCGCUCCUCCAAACCUGGCUGCUAAAGAGGUGACCAAGAGGGACUAUGCAGAACAGGGUGUCUGGCAGAAUUGGAGAUGGAGAUCACAGGGUGAUCUGAUGAUGAAUGGUGCAUUCUUCGUUCAAUCUGGGGCUCCACUUAAAACUCAUGGUUUCUCAAAGAAGCAAUUGAUCAAGAGUAAACCUGGCACAUAUGUGAGAAGACUCACUCGCUUCUCAGGCACAGUAAGAUGCAGAAAGGGCAUACCUUGUUAAGCCUUUUCCAGUUUCAUUUCAUAGUUCUAAGCAAAAGAUUCACCACCUUGUGUUUUUUAAGGUUAGGA
Quercus robur (English oak) is the source of this 1388-nucleotide messenger RNA. RefSeq names its product pectate lyase-like. Gene Ontology annotation, molecular function: pectate lyase activity. The record is from RefSeq and is a predicted model, not a curated record. The transcript has 4 exons. Lineage: Eukaryota; Viridiplantae; Streptophyta; Magnoliopsida; Fagales; Fagaceae. Bases 1 to 1320 code for a protein of 439 amino acids.